Dama dama (fallow deer) is the source of this 8628-nucleotide messenger RNA. RefSeq names its product plexin A1 (gene PLXNA1). Bases 31 to 5757 code for a protein of 1908 amino acids. The transcript is spliced from 32 exons. Gene Ontology annotation, cellular component: semaphorin receptor complex. The record is from RefSeq and is a predicted model, not a curated record. Gene Ontology annotation, biological process: negative regulation of cell adhesion; regulation of cell migration; semaphorin-plexin signaling pathway involved in axon guidance. Gene Ontology annotation, molecular function: semaphorin receptor activity; protein binding. NCBI's taxonomy places the organism in Eukaryota, Metazoa, Chordata, Mammalia, Artiodactyla, Cervidae.
CUCAGCCCCUCGAGGGCUGAGGCUCCCGUGAUGCGCGGCCCCGCAGGACCCGAGCGCCUCGGCCCGAGGCCCCGGCGCGUCAUGCUGCUGCCACGUCUGAGCCCGCGGGCUCCGCCGCUGCUGCUGAUCCUGCUGCUGCUGCUGCUGUGGGGCGCGCCCCGGGCGGGCGGGGGUCCACAGCCCCCUUUCCGCACCUUCACUGCCAGCGACUGGGCGCUGACCCACCUCGUGGUCCACGAGCAGACGGGGGAGGUGUACGUGGGCGCCGUGAACCGCAUCUACAAGCUGUCGGGGAACCUGACGCUGCUGCGGGUGCACGUGACGGGCCCAGUGGAAGACAACGAGAAGUGCUACCCGCCGCCCAGCGUGCAGUCCUGCCCGCACGGCCUAGGCAGCACCGACAACGUCAAUAAGCUGCUGCUGCUGGACCAGCCCGCCAACCGCCUGCUGGCCUGCGGCAGCGCGUCACAGGGCAUCUGCCAGUUCCUGCGCCUGGACGACCUCUUCAAGCUGGGCGAGCCGCACCACCGCAAGGAACACUACCUGUCGGGCGUGCGCGAGGCGGGCAGCAUGGCCGGCGUGCUGAUCGCCGGGCCGCCCGGCCAGGCGCAGGCCAAGCUCUUCGUGGGCACACCCAUCGACGGCAAGUCCGAGUACUUCCCCACGCUGUCCAGCCGCCGGCUCAUGGCCAACGAGGAGGACGCAGAGAUGUUUGGCUUCGUGUACCAGGAUGAGUUUGUGUCCUCGCAGCUCAAGAUCCCCUCAGACACGCUGUCCAAGUUCCCGGCCUUCGACAUCUACUACGUGUACAGUUUCCGCAGUGAGCACUUCGUGUACUACCUCACGCUGCAGCUGGACACGCAGCUGACCUCGCCUGACGCGGCCGGCGAGCACUUCUUCACGUCGAAGAUCGUGCGGCUGUGCGUGGACGACCCCAAGUUCUACUCCUAUGUCGAGUUCCCCAUCGGCUGCGAGCAGGCGGGCGUGGAGUACCGCCUGGUGCAGGACGCCUACCUGAGCCGGCCGGGCCGGGCCCUGGCACACCAGCUGGGCCUGGCCGAGGACGAGGACGUGCUGUUCACCGUGUUCGCGCAGGGCCAGAAGAACCGCGUGAAGCCGCCGCGGGAGUCCGUGCUGUGCCUCUUCACGCUCAGGGCCAUCAAAGAGAAGAUCAAGGCGCGCAUCCAGUCCUGCUACCGCGGCGAGGGCAAGCUCUCGCUGCCCUGGCUGCUCAACAAGGAGCUGGGCUGCAUCAACUCGCCCCUGCAGAUUGACGACGACUUCUGCGGGCAGGACUUCAACCAGCCCCUGGGCGGCACGGUCACCAUCGAGGGGACGCCCCUGUUCGUGGACAAGGACGACGGCCUGACCGCCGUGGCCGCCUACGACUACCGGGGCCGCACGGUGGUGUUCGUGGGCACGCGCAGCGGCCGCAUCCGCAAGAUCCUGGUGGACCUCUCGAACCCCGGCGGCCGGCCGGCGCUGGCCUAUGAGAGUGUGGUAGCCCAGGAGGGCAGCCCCAUCCUGCGUGACCUGGUACUCAGCCCUGACCGCCGGUACCUGUAUGCCAUGACAGAGAAGCAGGUGACACGGGUGCCUGUGGAGAGCUGCGUGCAGUACACGUCGUGUGAGCUGUGCCUGGGGUCCCGGGACCCCCACUGUGGCUGGUGUGUCCUGCAUAGCAUUUGCUCCCGCCAGGAUGCCUGCGAACGGGCCACAGAGCCCCAGCGCUUCGCCGCGGACCUGCUGCAGUGCGUGCAGCUGAGCGUGCAGCCUCGCAACGUGUCUGUGACCACGUCUGAGGUCCCGCUCGUGCUGCAGGCCUGGAACGUGCCCGACCUCUCGGCUGGCGUCAACUGCUCCUUCGAGGACUUCAUCGAGUCCGAGGGCGUCCUGGAGGGUGGCCGGAUCCACUGCCGCACCCCUUCCGCCCGGGCGGUGGCACCCAUCACGCGGGGUCAGGGAGACCAGCGGGUGGUCAAGCUCUACCUGAAGUCCAAGGAGACGGGCAAGAAGUUCGCGUCCGUGGACUUCGUCUUCUACAACUGCAGCGUCCACCAGUCAUGCCUGUCCUGCGUCAGCGGCUCCUUCCCUUGCCACUGGUGCAAGUACCGCCACGUGUGCACGCACAACGCCGCCGACUGCUCCUUCUUGGAGGGCCGUGUCAACGUGUCUGAGGACUGCCCGCAGAUCCUGCCCUCCACCCAGAUCUACGUGCCGGUGGGCGUGGUGAAGCCCAUCACCCUGACCGCCCGAAACCUGCCGCAGCCGCAGUCGGGCCAGCGGGGGUAUGAGUGCUUGUUCCACCUCCCUGGGGGCCCGGCCCGCAUCGGCGCUGUGCGCUUCAACAGCUCCAGCCUGCAGUGCCAGAACUCCUCGUACUCCUACGAGGGCAACGACGUCAGCGACCUGCCUGUGAACCUGUCCGUGGUGUGGAACGGCCACUUCGUCAUCGACAACCCCCAGAAUAUCCAAGCCCACCUGUACAAGUGUCCCGCCCUGCGGGAGAGCUGCGGCCUCUGCCUCAAGGCCGACCCUCGCUUCGAGUGCGGCUGGUGCGUGGCCGAGCGCCGCUGCUCCCUGCGUCCCCACUGCCCCGCGGACUCGCCUGCGGAAUGGAUGCAUGCCCGCCACGGCAGCAGCCGCUGCGCAGACCCCAAGAUCCUCAAGCUGUCCCCUGAGACGGGCCCGCGGCAAGGCGGCACGCGGCUCACCAUCACAGGGGAGAACCUGGGGCUGCGCUUCGAGGACGUGCGGCUGGGUGUGCGCGUGGGCAAGGUGCUGUGCAGCCCGGUAGAGAGCGAGUACAUCAGCGCAGAGCAGAUCGUCUGUGAAAUUGGGGAUGCCAGCACCGUGCGGGCCCACGACGCCCUGGUGGAAGUGUGCGUGCGGGACUGCUCCCCUCGCUACCGCGCCCUGUCGCCCAAGCGCUUCACCUUUGUGACGCCAACCUUCUACCGCGUGAGCCCUGCCCGCGGGCCCCUUUCCGGGGGCACCUGGAUUGGCAUCGAGGGCAGCCACCUGAACGCGGGCAGCGACGUGGCCGUGUCAGUAGGCGGCCGGCCCUGCUCCUUCUCCUGGAGGAAUUCCCGGGAGAUCCGGUGUCUGACGCCUCCCGGGCAGAGCCCAGGCAGUGUUCCCAUAGUUGUCAACAUCAACCGCGCUCAGCUCACCAACCCCGAGGUCAAGUACAACUACACCGAGGACCCCACCAUCCUGAGGAUCGACCCUGAGUGGAGCAUCAACAGUGGAGGGACCCUUCUAACAGUCACGGGCACCAACCUGGCCACUGUCCGUGAACCACGCAUCCGAGCCAAGUACGCCGGCGUUGAGAGGGAAAACAGCUGCCUGGUGUACAACGACACCACCAUGGUGUGCCGGGCCCCAUCAGUGGACAACGGCGUGCGCAGCCCGCCUGAGCUUGGGGAGCGACCGGACGAGCUGGGCUUCGUUAUGGACGACGUGCGUGCUCUGCUGGUGCUCAACACCUCAUCUUUCCUCUACUACCCGGACCCUGUGCUGGAGCCGCUCAGCCCCACCGGCCUGCUGGAGCUGAAGCCCAGCUCGCCGCUCAUCCUUAAGGGCCGCAACCUGCUGCCGCCAGCGCCCGGCAACUCUCGCCUCAACUACACGGUGCUCAUCGGCUCCACACCGUGCGCCCUCACCGUGUCCGAGACCCAGCUGCUCUGCGAGUCCCCCAACCUCACCGGGCAGCACAAGGUCACGGUCCGGGCCGGCGGCUUCGAGUUCUCGCCAGGGGUGCUGCAGAUGUACUCGGACAGCCUGCUGACACUGCCCGCCAUUGUGGGCAUCGGCGGAGGUGGGGGCCUACUGCUGCUGGUCAUCGUGGCCGUGCUCAUCGCCUACAAGCGCAAGUCGCGGGAUGCCGACCGCACCCUGAAGCGCCUGCAGCUGCAGAUGGACAACCUGGAGUCUCGUGUGGCCCUGGAGUGCAAGGAAGCCUUUGCGGAGCUACAGACGGACAUCCACGAGCUCACCAACGACCUGGACGGCGCCGGCAUCCCGUUCCUGGACUACCGCACCUACGCCAUGCGUGUGCUCUUCCCGGGGAUCGAGGACCACCCGGUGCUCAAGGAGAUGGAGGUGCAGGCCAACGUGGAGAAGUCACUGACGCUAUUCGGGCAGCUGCUGACCAAGAAGCACUUCCUGCUGACCUUCAUCCGCACGCUGGAGGCCCAGCGCAGCUUCUCCAUGCGGGACCGCGGCAAUGUGGCCUCGCUCAUCAUGACGGCCCUGCAGGGCGAGAUGGAGUACGCCACGGGCGUGCUCAAGCAGCUGCUGUCCGACCUCAUCGAGAAGAACCUGGAGAGCAAGAACCACCCCAAGCUGCUGCUGCGCCGGACGGAGUCAGUGGCCGAGAAGAUGCUGACCAACUGGUUCACCUUCCUUCUGUAUAAGUUCCUCAAGGAGUGCGCAGGGGAGCCGCUCUUCAUGCUCUACUGCGCCAUCAAGCAGCAGAUGGAGAAGGGCCCCAUUGACGCCAUCACGGGCGAGGCGCGGUACUCGCUGAGCGAGGACAAGCUCAUCCGGCAGCAGAUUGACUACAAGACGCUGACCCUGAACUGCGUGAACCCUGAGAAUGAGAACGCGCCUGAGGUGCCAGUGAAGGGGCUGAACUGUGAUACGGUGACGCAGGUCAAGGAGAAGUUGCUGGACGCCGUGUACAAGGGCGUCCCCUACUCCCAACGGCCCAAGGCUGGGGACAUGGACCUGGAGUGGCGGCAGGGCCGCAUGGCCCGUAUCAUCCUGCAGGACGAGGAUGUCACCACCAAGAUCGACAACGACUGGAAGAGGCUCAACACGCUGGCGCACUACCAGGUGACAGAUGGGUCCUCGGUGGCCCUGGUGCCCAAGCAGACGUCUGCCUACAACAUCUCCAACUCGUCCACCUUCACCAAGUCCCUCAGCAGAUACGAGAGCAUGCUGCGCACGGCCAGUAGCCCCGACAGCCUGCGCUCGCGCACGCCUAUGAUCACACCCGACCUGGAGAGCGGCACCAAGCUGUGGCAUCUGGUCAAGAACCACGACCACCUGGACCAGCGCGAGGGCGACCGCGGCAGCAAGAUGGUCUCGGAGAUCUACCUGACGCGGCUGCUGGCCACCAAGGGCACGCUGCAGAAGUUCGUGGACGACCUGUUUGAGACCAUCUUCAGCACGGCGCACCGCGGCUCGGCCCUGCCUCUGGCCAUCAAGUACAUGUUCGACUUUCUGGAUGAGCAGGCCGACCAGCAUCAGAUCCACGACGCGGACGUGCGCCAUACCUGGAAAAGCAACUGCCUGCCCCUGCGCUUCUGGGUGAACGUGAUCAAGAACCCGCAGUUCGUGUUCGACAUCCACAAGAGCAGCAUCACGGACGCCUGCCUGUCGGUGGUGGCCCAGACCUUCAUGGACUCCUGCUCCACGUCGGAGCACAAGCUGGGCAAGGACUCGCCCUCCAACAAGCUGCUCUACGCCAAGGAUAUUCCCAACUACAAGAGCUGGGUGGAGAGGUACUACGCUGACAUAGCCAAGAUGCCCGCCAUCAGCGACCAGGAUAUGAGCGCCUACCUGGCCGAGCAGUCGCGGCUGCACCUGAGCCAGUUCAACAGCAUGAGCGCCUUGCACGAGAUCUACUCGUACAUCACCAAGUACAAGGACGAGAUCCUGACGGCCCUGGAGAAGGAUGAGCAGGCACGGCGGCAGCGGCUCCGCGGUAGGCUGGAGCAGGUGGUGGACACCAUGGCCCUGAGCAGCUGAGCCCCUGGCCCAACCGCCUGGCCAGCGGCAGUGAGUGAGAGGACCCUGGUGGCGGCCUCCACCCAGCAGCCAAAGCUGGGAGGUCCACGGAGGCAGCCUUGCCUGCUGUGCCGGGGUCCUGCGCUGGGGCCAGGUGUGUGGCCCUGGCCCCUGGCCCCCGUGUCCCCUUCCCGCCUGUGGGGUCCCGGCUCUUCUUGGUGUGGGUGAGGCGGUGUCUGCAGCCCUCCCCGUGCUCAGAGCUGUUUGCAGGGGGCCGGGGAGCCCAGGUGUGGCCCGGCCCCCUCAGGACAGCAGGGGGCUGCCGAGGCCAGCGGGCCAGGCCUGGGGCUGGGCGGGCCGCUGUGCCCGCCUCCUGGGCAGAAUCUGAGGGCUGGGCCUGGCUGGCGGCCUGGGUGGGGAGGCAGCACGCCCAGGGCCCCUCUGCGGGGAGCUGAAGUCAUCCUGGGUCAGCGCCACCCACCUGCCACGUCCCGGCGUCCCACCACCGCCGCCAUCCUCGAUUCACCGCGUGCUCUCCGCGGUCGAGGCCGGAGCGCCGCGUCGACCUCGCCCAGAGAGAGGCCCCCAGCUCCCUCCUAUGGAGGGGCUGCAGGACGGCUCCACGCAGGGCCCAGGUGACUUCUGGAAGGACUCGGGUCCCCUUCUGUCCUCAGGGCUGUGCCUCUGGGAGCCACUGGGGCCUGGGGCUCUGGGCUGUGAGUGCACGUUCCCCUUAUUUAUUCCCCCCUGAAACCUGCCCUGCCCCGGGCUGAGCUCUCUGCUGUGGAGGGCCCCGGAGCCGCCCUGAUCAGCCUCCUGCCCACCCCCCCAGCCUCCCACCUGCCUUCCCGCGGCUUCAGUGUGGCCCCUCAGCAGCGUGCUGGCCCCUUGGAGGGGGGGCACUUGGGGGACGUUGCUCGUUUUUUAGGGGAACAGGGGAGUCCUGCUGUGCGUGGACAGCUGGAGCUGUGGGGGCCUCGGACUGUACCCAGUGGCCUGGCCAGGAGCAGGAUGCAGUGACCAGAGGGCUUGGAGGUCGGGGCUGCCCACCCUGCCCUCAGCUAGCAAGAGUACACAUUUUUAAUUAAAAAACCUGUACAUAUAUAUACAUAUAUAUAUAUAUAUAUAUAUAUGUGGCUCUGCCUGUCUCCAGCCCCAGUGGGGUCCUGUACAGUUAACUGGAGGAGGAGGAAUUUUACAAUUUAGAGUAUGAGCCGAGGCACCGGGACAGCUGAGCCAAAUGGGCGUGGCCGGCGUGGCCAGCGUCUCCUGCUGGAGCGCCCGGUCUCCGCGUCCACCUGCGGGGCAGCCUGUCUCCGUGUUGACGUGAGGACAGACUGCUCGGCCGAGAGCUUCCCGGAGGCAGGCCGUGGAUUCCUGCAUGACUGUGCUAGCGUUUAGUAUGACUUGAUCUUUUUAAAACUGCAAGUGUUGAAUACUAGAGGUUGUUAGGCCCCUUUUUUCAUGUUUUUUAAUUAAUCAGUCACUUGUGAAGGCAGUGGCCCGUUCCCUUUUCAAUUCACUUUUUCGACGGUACUACAGAUCUCCGCGGACUUUUAAGGGACAGCUAACUGUGGCCGGCCCCGCGCCUUCCCCGAUGCGGCGUGAGCCCGCCCAAGAGCCUCCGUCAGCUGAGCAGCUGCUCCCCCGCGGGAGGAGGGGUGAAGUCCGCCACCUCCUGACUCAGGAAGCUCCUGGAACUGGGGGUCAGAGGCCCCCAGGCCCCACGGGCGCUGAGCAGGGCUCGGGCCCCCACGCGGUGGGUGUCCAGAAGGCGCUCAGGUCAGGGAGGCGCCGGUUCCUGUGUGUGGGCCUCUCCCCCCGAGUCUUCCCUGAGGCUGCUUCUGAUCGAAGCCCCCGUUCUUCCAGCCCCACUCCGGCCAGGGGGCUCCUUGGCCCCCAGCACCGCCCUCUUCGGAAUCCAGUCCCCACCCCCUCCCUAGCCCUCCCUGGUCCUCGCGCCCGCCGUGCGGUCGGGUUGGCAGUCCGGGCGGUGGGGAUGCAGGAGUGGGGAGCCGCCAGCGCUGCCCGGCGCGGCAGAGCACACAGGCGGGUCGGGGCGAGCACUUUAGCGCUGUCUGUUUACACGCGAGCCAAUCACCGACCUGAACCUGCCGUCCACCGGCAGCACGGCCGCACCUCCUUCCCCGGGCAGGAGUCAGGCCGAAUCCUCGGCCUGCUCGGCCUGUCUCGCCCUUGGCACCUCCAUGUCCUCCGGCCCGGCACUCUGACUCCGAGCCCAGCUCUGGCCUGAGGGCAGCCAGGGCACGGAAUGGAGCCCUGCUCUGUGCAGAGGCGGCCCCGGGGGCCCCUCUGCAGUCCUGUGGCCGGGGGGCUGGGCCAGAACGCCUGUCUGCCGGGACUCUGCUGCUACUGCCUGCUGCCCUGGGUUGCCUCCCUCGCUCUCGCCCGCACGCCUCUCAGGAGCGCCAGGGAUGGCUCGGCCACGGUCGGGAGCCUGGCCUCUCCAUAUACCUCGAGCUUGCCCACACUCCUUGACCCGGGCCCGGCCAGGCCCACGGGAGAGGCCCACCACCCCUGCUUUGCCCUUGCUGAGCGAGCCCUGCCUGGCUCUCCCCCCCAGUGCUGGAGCUGAGAGCUCACGCCGUUGGUGCUACACAAGCUAGAAUAGAUAUAUUUAGAGAGAGAGAUAUUUUUAAGACGAAGCCCACAAUUAGCUGUCCUUUAACGCCGCAGAGCCCCCACCCAAAAGAAGAGCAAUCGCUCGGCGGCCUGAGUGGCCCCUCAGUUGCUGCCUCUCCCAGGGGCGGCGUGGCUGACGGCGCUAGGCUUGCAGGUUGUGUAAAUACACGGCUAUUUCCUAUUUUACUGUCUCAGAUUUAGUACUUGUAAAUACACACACAUUAAGGAGAGUAAACAUUUUUGCUAAAA